UGCUCAGUAAUUUGUACAGACUUUUCUUCUGCUGUACAGACAUGUGAAUAUACUGGAGGAAUCAAUUGUUUCUGCUGGAUUUAUGCUCACUGACCAAAGUAGGGCAGUGAAGGCUUUUCAACUGGGACAAAAAUGGCCUCAGGUGAUAAAAACAGACCUGUAGUCCCACCUGCACUUCCAUCUCGAACCUACCGAAACAUCUCAGUGUCCAACAUCCCUGGCUCACAGAAAAUCCAGACAAAUUCAUGUAAAAGCAUCUCAGAUGAAAUCUCAGAGGCCAUCUAUGAAGACCCUGAUGCAUUAUUGAACUCUACCCCAGUUGUAAGUCAUUUAGAGGCUAAACCCAAGCCUGUACCUCUGCCGAGGAGAAGAGAUAAACAAAAUCCACAAAUCUACGAUUCCAAAGACACAACCAAAGCAAACAGCAAAACCACCCCAGGAAACAACUAUUAUGCAACCAAUCCAACCUACGUGACCAACACUGUCAAAGCUAACGCAGCUCAGACAACCAACGAAGCUAAUACUACCAAUACAAGUCCCAUAAUCUACAGUCGGGACGCAACAUCUGAGACGAGCACUACUGUUAAAACUGGAACUGCCAGUACAACCAACACUAACCCAGUCACCUUGACCCGAAACAUCAAGACACCAACUUUAACCAGUGUUGGAAAGGCCAACUCAACCUGCAAUGACGACAGAACCAACCAGACCAACACUGUUAACCCUUCAGACAAAACAGCCUAUACAGAGUUCUAUGCAAGUAAUGAAAGUAGAGAGAACUCAAACUGUUACACAAUACCUCAGCCUGUUCGCCAACCUCCACCUCCACCUGUUCUACCCAAAACCAAGGUCGUAAAUUCAGCUACAAUUGGCACUCCACUGAAUGAUGACAUGGUAACAAAAUCAGAGGAAAGUGUUGGGAUUAUUCAAAGUGGGAAGAACUGUUACAUGACACCUCGCCCUGCUCACCGAGCUUCACCUAUACCACCUGAGACUAAAAGCAAAGAUGGAUCAACAACUGGCAGACCACAGUAUUAUAACAUGGGGACGAAUUCGGAUAAAAGUGUAAAGGCUGAUAGUAGAGAAAACCCGGACUAUAUCAGGAAACCUGCUAAGCAACCUCUCCCUCUGCCUGUCCCAUCUGAGACCAGGGGCGUAGAUUCAUCAGCAAAUAUCAGUUCACAGAAUGAUGACAUGGAAACAAAGUCAAAUAAAAGUGUGAAGAGUAAUCAAAGCAGGAAAAACUCAGACGACUACAUGAUUCCUCGCCCUGCUCACCAUCCCCCCCUUCCACCUGUACCAUCAGAAACCAAGGGCGUGAAUUCAACAACAAAUAACAGUCCACAGAAUCCCGACAGGGGAAUACUUUUGGAUAAAAAAUCAAAGAAACCACCUCCUCUUCCUCCCCCUCGUCCUUCUACAGAACGUAGGUUUCCUGUUUACUGUGACAGAGACAAUCCUAAUUUACAGAGCAGAAAUACAUCACCUUUAACUAACCCCAAAGAGGAACAUUAUUUCAGCUCAGCAUCAUCUCAUUACACCUAUGCGAACCCUCCAUACAUUGAAGUUCUACCCGAUCAUGACUUUAACCGGUCACAAGCAUCAACACUUCUUUAUGACGAAGGAAAUCACAGCACCUAUGACAACAUAUAUCAACUAUCUCCAGAUGACAUCCCUGAGCUACUAUUCUGGUUGAAAAAAGUAUCUAGACAAUCAGAUAACCUUACACAGUAUGGCCUCAGUGAGGACGAAGAAAUCAGGUCAUUCAAUAGGCAGGCAAAUCAUGUGAGGAAGGCCCGGCGCCUCUACCAACUACUCAUGAUGAAACGUAAGGAAACCUUGCAGAACACCCUCAAAGAGUUUCAGGCCAUCUGUGACAAACUAGACAAAGUACAGAAGACCAACAAAGCUAUGGGAAUUGCUGGAGGCGCAACAGGUGCAGUGGGAGGCGUGACGGCAGUGGUGGGUGUCGCCUUGGCCCCCAUGACCAUGGGUGUCUCACUGAUUGCUACAGCUGUAGGUGCCGGGAUUGCAGCAUCAGCUGGAGGUUUCGGUGCUCAUGCUGCCAAGGCCAACAAGAAGAUCGUUAACCGGGAAACAGUUGAGAAGCUUGUAAAGGACUACGAGGAAAAUGUUGUCGACAUUGAACAUUGCCUGAAUUACAUCCUUUGUAUGAUGAAGGAGAUGCAAAGACACAACGUUGGCAAGCUAAAGAAAAUCGGAGCAAACCCAGGCACACUGAGGAUGGUGGAUCUGUCUCAGGCUGUGUUAAGAAACAACAUAAAAGAAUGGCCAAAAGUUGAAGAAGACAAAUAA
Cyprinodon tularosa is the source of this 2316-nucleotide messenger RNA. RefSeq lists its product as uncharacterized. The coding region runs from base 133 to 2316 and encodes 727 amino acids. The transcript is spliced from 15 exons. Gene Ontology annotation, biological process: lipid transport; lipoprotein metabolic process. Gene Ontology annotation, cellular component: extracellular region; membrane. Gene Ontology annotation, molecular function: lipid binding. The record is from RefSeq and is a predicted model, not a curated record. NCBI's taxonomy places the organism in Eukaryota, Metazoa, Chordata, Actinopteri, Cyprinodontiformes, Cyprinodontidae.